AUGUGGCGCAUCUUGCUUCUGCUGAGUGGGCUGAGUGGGCUUGGCGGGCUUAGCGAGCAGCAAACAAAAGAUGCUCGUGAGAGAUUACACGUGCAAGUCACGGUGCCAGAGAAAAUCCGGUCCAUCCUGAGCGGAGGCUACGAAUCACACGUAGUCUACAAUCUCACAAUUGAAGGGAAACCAUACACUCUGAACCUAAGGCAAAAAGCAUUCUUGCCUCCCAACUUUAAAGUUUACCGUUAUGACAACGCGGGAAUCAUGAGGCCUCUUGACCAGCAUUUUCAGAAUGCCUGCUACUUCCAAGGAUACGUUGAAGGUUAUCCAGAUUCUAUGGUGAUUGUUAGCACGUGUACUGGACUCAGAGGUUUUCUUCAGUUUGGAAAUGUUAGCUAUGGAAUUGAGCCUCUGGAAUCUUCCAUUGGUUUUGAACACGUGAUCUAUCAGGUGGAACCUAAGAAAAGAGACGCUUUACUCUAUGCCGAGAAGGAUAUUGAACUAAGGGACCUGAAGUAUAAGAUACAAAGUGUCACGCCACCGCAGGUUGUCCCUUACUAUGUGGAAAUACAUAUUGUAGUUGAGAAAGAAAUGUAUGAGCAUAUUGGGGCUGAUUCAGCCAUUGUCACUCAAAAGAUUUUCCAGUUGAUCGGACUGGCAAAUGCUAUUUUUGCCCCCUUUAAUCUUACAGUAAUUCUGUCUUCCCUGGAAUUUUGGAUGGAUGAAAACAAAAUCUUGACCACCGGUGAUGCUAACGAGUUGCUCUACAGGUUCCUGAACUGGAAGCAGUCUUACCUUGUUCUGCGUCCACACGACAUGGCAUUUUUACUUGUUUAUAGAGAAACUUCAGACUACGUCGGUGCCACCUUUCAAGGGAAGAUGUGUGACAAGAACUACGCGGGAGGCGUUGCUCUGCACCCCAGAGCUGUAACUCUGGAAUCAUUGGCGAUUGUUUUAGUUCAGCUCCUGAGCCUCAGCAUGGGGAUAACAUAUGACAAUGCAAGCAAUUGCCACUGUGGAGUGUCCAUCUGCGUGAUGAACCCGGAAGCAAUUCAUUCCAGCGGCGUACGGACCUUCAGUAACUGCAGCACGGAGAAUUUUUUUCAUUUCAUCUCAAGUCCAAACUCGUAUUGUCUUCGGAACAAGCCACAGCUACAGCCGUCCUACAAGGCGGCCGUUUGUGGGAAUGGGCAGUUGGAAGAGGACGAAGUGUGUGACUGUGGACCGCAGGGCUGUGGUGACCAAACUCCACCAUGCUGUGAUCCCAACACCUGUAAGCUGCCAGAUGGUUCUGUGUGUGCUGAUGGACCGUGCUGCAAGGAUUGUAAUAUGAAGCCCAAAGGGGAAGUCUGCAGGCCUCCCAGCGGGGAGUGUGACCUGGCAGAGUACUGCAACGGCACGUCCCCCGUGUGUGAGGAAGACUUCUUCAUCAUCGACGGGCAUCCGUGUGGACAGGAUAAGUGGGUCUGUCUUAACGGCUCGUGUCAGGAUGGAGAAAAACAGUGCCGUGAUCUAUUCGGCUAUGAAGCCGACUUUGGUACAAAUGAAUGCUAUGACGAGCUGAAUUCCAAAACGGACAUAUCUGGGAACUGUGGGAUCAGCCCUUCGGGGUACAAAGCCUGCGCACCUAAUGACCGGAAGUGUGGGAAAUUAAUAUGUAAAUACGAAAGUGAGAAUUUAAUUAAAAUAAGAGCUGCCACUAUAAUUUAUGCCAAUAUAAGCGGGCACAUCUGCGUUUCCCUGGAAUAUGCCGCCAAUCAUAAAGACAGCAACAAUAUGUGGGUGAGAGAUGGAACUGUCUGCGCCGCCAACAAGGUUUGCAUGAACAAAGAAUGUGUAGAAGCUACAGUCUUGAAUUAUGACUGCUCCCCGAAAGACUGCAACAACCAUGGUGUUUGUAAUAACAAGAAGCAUUGCCACUGUACGGCCUCAUACUUACCUCCAGAUUGUGUGAAUACGCGGGAUGAAUGGCCUGGUGGAAGCGUUGACAGUGGCAAUCAACAACGAGCUGAGUCGAUCCCUGCAAGGCACUAUGUUGCAAGUGCUUACCGCUCCAAGCCUACCCGGUGGCCGUUUUUCUUGAUCAUCCCUUUCUACAUUGUGAUCUGUAUCCUGAUCGCCAUACUGGUAAAAGUCUACUCCCAAAGGAAAAAAUGGAGGACCAGCGACUUCUCAAGCGAUGAGCAAUUUGAAACUGAAACUGAAACAAAAGACUAG
Molecule: messenger RNA, 2211 nt
Organism: Chionomys nivalis (European snow vole)
Lineage: Eukaryota; Metazoa; Chordata; Mammalia; Rodentia; Cricetidae
Gene: Adam2
Product: ADAM metallopeptidase domain 2
Exons: 20
Coding region: 1-2211 (736 amino acids)
Biological process (GO): proteolysis; cell adhesion; binding of sperm to zona pellucida
Cellular component (GO): plasma membrane
Molecular function (GO): metalloendopeptidase activity
Source: RefSeq, a predicted model, not a curated record